AGGAUGUACAGUUUGGUAGUACUGGUAUUAUUAAUACUAUUAGACAGUAUGUGUAUGUAUUGGUAGUAUUGUAUGUUUGUGUGAAGUGUUGGUGGCAUUGGUGUAGAAAUGGCUGCAAAUCCGCGUAAAUUCAGUGAAAAGAUUGCUUUACAUAACCAGAAACAGGCCGAAGAAACGGCUGCCUUCGAGCAGAUCAUGAGGGAAGUGAUCGGCGCCACAAGAGGGCCCACCUAUCCUAAGAGCCAACAACAUCUGCAUAUAUCCUCAUCCAUGGUCUGCAGGGCUGGAUCUCUACCUAAUGUCAACCAAAUCGGACAAAGUGUUAAUAAAUCGGGUAUUGAUUUACAGUCGGCGCUCAAUAACUUGGAGGAUAUGAAACACGGGAGGGAUGACCGCAGCGGUCGGCGAAACGUAAGACUAUUGCGACAUCGAGUAGGUGUGAGCCGUAGUAAUGCCUGUCUGUCUGUCUGUCCACAGUUCGACCACAAGCGAGCCAUGAAUUCCCCGAAUUGUGUCACUUAUCUGAGUCCUCCUCCGGACACGAAUUGGCGCCGAACUAACUCCGACUCAGCCCUACAUCAGAGCGCACUCAUGUCGACGAGUCAGCAGUUGGAGGCCUUCCAGAACUCAAUUCCCCGAAGAAGUACUGUUCACGACGUGGACAGUUCGAUGAUUGUGGACGACUCGGCCGCUGUCAUCGACUCGUGGGAUCCGGGAAAGCAGGACAGGUAUGAGAAGUAUAUACUCAACGCUCCACUGCCAGACCACUCGCGACCCAAGUCUUGUGAAGUGCCCGGUAUUAUGAUAUGUCCGACUCAGGAGGACUACAAUUCAAUGAACAAUCAUUUACCACAUAUUCCCAUCUCUUCGAACACCGGCUCUUUGCCAGACCUGACAAGUCUUCACUUCCCGGCGCCGCUCUCAACACCCAUUGAUGUUGACGAUCAGAGCGCCGGCAUUCAGCCCAACUCUCCCUACCAGAGCGGUCCCGACUCGCCUUAUUCUCCUCAUUCGCCGCACAGUAAUGCAAAUCUGUCGCCACCGCCACCGAUGGCUAUCCAACAAAUCAAUAACAAUAUGUUAUAUCAAUCGCAUUCCGGUGCCGUCAGCGACGCCGUUGCUAUCAAUAACUCGAAUCACCGACAGAUGAGCCCAUCUCCCGGUCCAUCGCCAUCGCCGACAUCAUCGCGUCGUCGCCAUCACCACAAUAUCAAUAACUUAGUGAUCGGUAAUCCUCGACAUCAACAUCAUUCAAGUGGUCCGCACUCGCAAACAGUAGGUUAUGCUCACAGUCCGCCACGGAUUACAGUAGAGGGUUUGACAAUGGAUACGAGUGCUCUUACACUCAAUGGUAACUCACAUUAUGUGACUUCCUCUGGAGGGCCAGGUAUGGCCUAUCCUUCAACAGAGCAAUACCAGAGUAUACAACAUCAGAGCCAAAACUUUGUGCCAUCAGUGCCAUCACAUACGCCGCCAAAACCACAAAACCCCUUAUCAUUACGACAACCGAACUCUCCUUUGCAGCCUAUGCCCAUGGGAUUGCAUAGAAGCACAACCCCGUCAGACCACUCAUGCAGUGCACCGGCCUCUCCAGUGUCUCAUAUCUCUCCAAUAAGCUCUCCCGGUUUGCCGACCAAUAAUCUUAGCAAAAGUCCGUUUACCGACAACUCAUACUUCAAUGUACAACAAACAAGUGUUUUGCAGCAACAGUUGGAACAGUUCCGUAUGGUUUCAGACAAAUCCAAUGAUCCCAACGAUCACUAUCUUAUGAUGCCAGGAAAUGGAACCGUUCACUCAUCGAGCAGUAGUGCGAGUUCGAGCACCGGUGGCUUAUACAUGGGCGCCGGUGCUAUGCCAACCUCCUCCCGGGGUCUUAAUGAGAGUGGUGUUAUGAACGACUAUUCCUCGCAACAUAUAUCUCAAACACUCGCCAAUACCUGUGCGAACAGUCACCACAGUUACAGCCAACCAAACACUAUAUACUACACCUCAUCGGCGAGUUCGGUGCCAUUGGUUCAGUCGCCGACUCACGCCUAUUCCAAGUCCGUGAUCUCAUCGGCCAAUCAAUACCAACAUUCAAAUCAACCGCAAGCGCCACAAACCCCCACCAGUAUUCCCGACAUCAUCCUCACAGGGCCCAAUUUAGACGACCCGCUGUUGAGGGGAACAGACUUUGCUAAAGACAUCGGCACAGCGAUGGCGAGUAUGUCUGGUAUGUCGGGUUCGUUCGACUCGGAUCUGUUUCCAUCUGCAGAUGAGGCGAUGAGGGCUGGUUUGGAUCCCAUAGACUUCGAUGGACUGCAAAUAUUGCCGGACAUCGACCCCAAUAAUGAGGAGGCGUUCCGAUUAGAGCGCUCUUAACUUUUAAUCGUUUAAUGGCUUUGAUUUGGAGUCGUAUUUGUUGUCUCUUUAAACAAAAUUUAAGUAUAAAUAUAAUUAUAAUACAAUAUAAUGUCUUUUGUAAGACUUAUUUUGCAUCUCUUAUGCCAACCAAUCAUUAAUCUUUUGUUUAAACCUUUUUGUCUGAAAUACUUUUUAUUUGUAAAUAACUUAAUCUUUAGUUGAAUUUAAUUUUUUUGUAAAUAUCGAUACGAAUCUGUUUUUGUACAGUCGUUAAAAGAAUAAGUUUUUUAUAAUUAUUAUAUCUAUUGUUUCGAAAGCCA
Messenger RNA from Oppiella nova, 2663 nucleotides. Lineage: Eukaryota; Metazoa; Arthropoda; Arachnida; Sarcoptiformes; Oppiidae. The record is from the annotation of a GenBank genome assembly.